This is a messenger RNA of Actinia tenebrosa (Australian red waratah sea anemone), 717 nucleotides long. Its product is annotated as chymotrypsin B-like. Gene Ontology annotation, biological process: proteolysis. Gene Ontology annotation, molecular function: serine-type endopeptidase activity. The record is from RefSeq and is a predicted model, not a curated record. Lineage: Eukaryota; Metazoa; Cnidaria; Anthozoa; Actiniaria; Actiniidae.
AUGAAAGGGAACAGCCAAUCAAUACUAUACGUGAUGUUUCUUUUAAUCGAAGGAAUACUUGGUCGAUCAAUUCUAAGCGGUAAAAAUGGUAUUGACAAGCAAUUUAUUCUUAACAAGCGAGUUAUUAAUGGACAGAGCGCAGAAGCACACGAAUGGCCUUGGCAGAUUUCUCUACGUGUGAACGGACAACACAUGUGCGGCGGUUCUUUGAUAAAACCAGGGUGGGUCCUGACUGCAGCUCACUGUGUUGAAUGGAAUCCGUCACCAACCAUUUAUCAAGUAGUAGUAGGGUGGGGAAACACACAAAAAGGAGGAGCAAGCAUCCUCCAGGAAGCAGAACUUCCAAUUGGCAAGGAAGAGAACUGUCGUGAAGUAUUCCCAGAACUGCUUCACAGUGAAACAAUGAUCUGUGCUGGUGGAAAAGGAAAAGGUGGUUGUCAAGGUGAUAGUGGUGGACCACUUGCUUGUUUAGAAGGUGGACAAUGGAUCCUGCGAGGCGUCGUUAGCUUUGGACGAGCAGAUUGUUCCCCGAAACAUUACACUGUGUUCGCGCGAGUUAGCAGUCUGGUUGAGUGGAUUGACAAUAUGAUAGAGACUCGAGGCUCGUGCAAAGACCUGCUCCCGACCAGCUAUUGUGAAAGGAUGAAGUCUCACUGCAAGUCGUAUGGACACCCUAUUCUUCGCCAAAGAUGCAGAAAGACCUGCGGACUGUGUUGA